Molecule: messenger RNA, 2311 nt
Organism: Eupeodes corollae
Lineage: Eukaryota; Metazoa; Arthropoda; Insecta; Diptera; Syrphidae
Gene: Cyp301a1
Product: probable cytochrome P450 301a1, mitochondrial
Exons: 9
Coding region: 619-2241 (540 amino acids)
Molecular function (GO): oxidoreductase activity, acting on paired donors, with incorporation or reduction of molecular oxygen; heme binding; monooxygenase activity
Source: RefSeq, a predicted model, not a curated record
GAAUCAACUUGAACUGCGCAGAUUCUUUCUACUUACUUUUGAAAGACAACUUGUCUGUCCGAACUCCGAACUGGCCGGACGGUAUAUCGCUUCGCCCACCAUCAACAUCGCCAGUUGAAUUAACUUUGGCUGUAUACACUUCACAUACUUUAGCAUAAGCACGGGCCAAACUUUAUGUAUUCAUGUAGUAUUUUCGUAUUGUUUGUUGAAUGUUGGCUCAAAGUAACGCAGUCUUUUUAGAAUUGAUUCAGUCGAAAAGCGUCUACCGCAGCGUGUGUAGUGUUGAUGCCAACGGAUUUUCAUUUCAUUUUCGAAGAUACUUCGCCUGUAAUAUAAAAAGUUUUCGCAUCUAUUAUAGCCUUCACGCUAUUGGUUUAUUUCCGAAUGCAAAUUAAUGUCGAAUUCGGCGAAAAGAAAGUGCUAUUAAAAGUGAAUUCCAAGUUGAAACAACUUAAAGUAUCUUAUUAUCGGGUGUUGGUUUAUUACAAUAUUCAUGUGAUUUAAAAGUGAUACCAAAGAUUGAUAGAAUUGAUAACUUUUGAGAAUAAAAAGUUUCAAGAAUAGUUUUUUUUUCAAUUACGAUUAUUUGUGUUGUGAAAAAAGUGUUAGUUUAAAAAAAUGAGAUCUUUACCAAUUUUAAACAAAACCAAGUCUCUACUCACCAACUUACCCGAAAUUUCACUUAUUUCGCAAAGUCAACGUCAACGUUCAACAACCUGUCCACAUGCUGCAACUGCAACUGCUACCUCUGGCGGUAGUACAGAUGUUUCCUCUAGCAAAGAAUGGGAAAAUGCACUGCCAUACCAUGAAGUACCUGGGCCAAAACCAUUACCAAUUCUUGGUAAUACCUGGCGAAUGAUGCCAAUUAUUGGACAGUAUACAAUUUCAGAUGUAGCCAAAAUUUCAUCACUUCUACACGAGAGAUAUGGACGAAUAGUACGAUUUAGUGGAUUAAUAGGAAGGCCAGACUUACUGUUUAUCUAUGAUGUUGAUGAAAUUGAAAAGUGCUACAGAAAUGAAGGUCCAACACCAUUCCGUCCUUCAAUGCCUAGUCUAGUAAAGUACAAAAGUGUUGUGCGAAAAGAUUUUUUCGGAGAUCUUGGUGGAGUUGUUGGAGUUCAUGGAGAAGCUUGGCGACAAUUUCGAUCACGAGUUCAAAAACCUGUGCUUCAACUAUCGACAGUACGUCGAUAUUUAGGUCCAUUAGAAGAAGUAACCAAUGAUUUUCUAAAAAGAUGUGAAACUUUGCUGGAUGCAAAUUCUGAACUGCCUGACGAUUUUGAUAAUGAAAUUCACAAAUGGUCUUUAGAAUGUAUUGGACGUGUUGCUCUCGAUGCUCGUUUGGGCUGCUUAGAACCAAACCUCUCUGAAGAUUCAGAACCACAACAAAUCAUCAAUGCUGCCAAAUAUGCUCUACGUAAUGUUGCAACCCUCGAAUUAAAAGCGCCAUAUUGGCGAUAUUUCCCAACACCGUUAUGGACGCGCUACGUCAAUAACAUGAAUUUCUUCGUUGAAGUUUGUAUGAAAUAUAUUAAAAGUGCCACAGACCGAAUGAAAUCAGAGGGAUAUACUCAAACUGGAGAACCGUCACUUUUAGAAAAGGUUAUUCUCACUGAAAAAGACGACAAAAUAGCAACAAUUAUGGCGUUGGAUCUUAUUCUUGUUGGAAUUGACACUAUAUCCAUGGCAGUUUGUUCGAUGUUAUACCAAUUGGCCAUUCGACCAGAAGAACAAGAAAAAGUUCGUGAAGAACUCAGAAGAGUGCUGCCAACCCCCGAUACACCUCUGACAAUACAACUUCUAGACCAAAUGCAUUAUUUGAAAGCUUUUAUACGAGAAGUUUUUAGAGUUUACAGUACAGUAAUUGGUAAUGGGAGGACGUUGCAGGAAGAUACUGUGAUAUGUGGCUAUCAAAUUCCAAAAGGGGUUCAAGCUGUAUUCCCUACAAUUGUAACAGGAAACAUGGAAGAAUAUGUUACUGAUGCGGGAACUUUUAAACCUGAACGUUGGUUGAAGUCAAAUCAAGGCGAAGGUAAACUACAUCCGUUUGCUUCUUUGCCAUAUGGUUAUGGUGCUCGUAUGUGCCUUGGACGGAGAUUCGCCGAUUUGGAAAUGCAAAUUUUACUAUCCAAAUUAAUAAGAAACUACAAGCUAGAAUUUAAUCAUAAACCCUUGGAAUAUGCUGUUACCUUUAUGUAUGCACCUGAAGGAGCGCUGAAAUUCAAGAUGACAAAAGUGUGAAAGUUACGCCUGGCCUGAGAUUAUUUAUUUAUUUUUUGUGUAUAAUAAAUAAGUCUAUCUACCUUCUAAA